AUGGCGACGGCCUCCAAUUCACCAGCCACGCCCAGCACGCAGCACAUUCGCGGUGCUGGGAAAAAGGCUACGUUGGCCAAGCGCCAACUGUAUGCGAGUCCCCUGCCUGUCGGCACGGCGCCUCGGCGGGGCGCCGUGCCGCCUUCUGUGCCACGAACAUGGUGGGAUCGCUGGAACGACAUCACGCGAUGGGUUUCCCAAGGAAUAAAUGCCACUCCUGUAUGCAAGGCUUGGUACGACCCUGUGACCAACUCUGUGUGGAUGUACGAUAAGGGCGAGGCGAUGCGUCUCUGGACACAUGGCUUCUUCGGCAAAGGCAGUCUUAGUCGUAGUGAGCCGACGUGGGCAGCACGAAAACAGGCUGAAGUGGCAGCGCGUGAACGUGGUGAGCUGACCGCUGAGCAGAUGACGCAGCGACGUCGUGAAGAGCGCAAGCUGCUGAAAAUUGAGCGAGCGCGGGCGGCUGUUCGUGCAGGAAUUCAGUUGCCAGAUGGCAUUACAGCGCUGGGCGGCGAGCUGAAAGACGAAGACAAGGCAUUGGAAUCUACAGCAGGGGGAUUGUGGCGAGGUGAUGAGGAUAUGCCGGCGAUGGAAGCGGGCGUAUCACGAAUCAAAGGCCUCAAAUACUUUUCCGACGAGAUUCAGAAAAAGGUCACAGAUGUCGACGAGAACGACGAAGACGAUAUUGAUAUCACGAACUGGGAUCUCAUUGAGCAUUUCCAGCUCACCAUGAUUGAGGCAUUCUUUUUAGCAGGCAUGCUUGGAUGCCUCGACGUGUACGAUGCAAAUGACCAGCCCUUGUCCUUGCAGACGUUAUACCAACUGUGCUUGGCGUCUACGUGUCGACUCCAGCAGAGACCGCUGGAUAUGCCAAAGCUGGCACGCCCAGACAAUCCAUUCCUGCUCUCAUAUAUUGUAUACCACCACUUCCGGAGUCUGGGCUGGGUCGUCAAGAGUGGCACAAAAUUCUGUGUGGAUUUCUUGCUGUACAAACGCGGUCCUGUAUUUAGCCAUGCUGAGUUUUCAGUGAUUGUGGUGCCCGAAUAUGACGACGAGCAGGACUUGGCAACGUCACCUUUCCCGCCACAUUACAACCAGGGCGAAAAAAGCUGGGUAUGGUUUAGCAUGAUGAACCGUGUGAAUACCCAAGUGCAAAAGACACUUGUGCUGGCGCACGUAUCUAUUCCCUCUCUUUUAUCGCUGCCAGCCCAGGCGCUGGCGACGCCAGAAGGCCUGGUGGCACAAUUGCGAAAUGGCGCAUUCCAAGUGCGAGAAGUCACGAUUCGUCGUUGGGUACCUGCGCGUAUGAAAGCUUGA
Molecule: messenger RNA, 1317 nt
Organism: Malassezia pachydermatis
Lineage: Eukaryota; Fungi; Basidiomycota; Malasseziomycetes; Malasseziales; Malasseziaceae
Product: trna splicing endonuclease beta subunit
Exons: 2
Coding region: 1-1317 (438 amino acids)
Biological process (GO): tRNA-type intron splice site recognition and cleavage; tRNA splicing, via endonucleolytic cleavage and ligation
Cellular component (GO): tRNA-intron endonuclease complex
Molecular function (GO): nucleic acid binding; tRNA-intron lyase activity
Source: RefSeq, a predicted model, not a curated record